UUCUAGCCAUGGCUAAUUUGUAACCCUUUUGGAAUUUUAGUAUUUUAGUAUUUAUUUGCAUCUAACAAAUGCCUUUAAAUUAUAUAUAUACAGUAUGUAAAAGUGUUUAUUAUUUAUAUUAUCAUCGUACCUUGCAUUGUUUUUCAGGUUUACUCUAUGGGUACCCACAUACUUGUACUGCUGCUCACAGGAUAAACAGAACUAGUUGUUUUGACAUCAUGCACUAUCAUGAAACUCACUGGAAAGCUGAAGGGCAUAUGUCAGUUUUUAUUUUGCUGACAAUUUGACUUUACUGUGUGAGCUUACCUGAAAUUCUUGCUUGUUAAGCAGAUUCCUUCAUGGUUGCAGACCUCAGUGUUUACACUCAGAUGCUGGAAAAAGGGUUGUGUGGGAAGACAUCACCUGUCUGAUUACAGUAGAAACAAAGCCUUCCCUUUAAAUAUCAACAGAAAACGACAUUGUGGGAUUACAGGAGCCUGUUGUUGGACAUACCCAUAUUAAAAGCUUGGGGAUUCACCCAUGACACAAAUUGACUAAAAACUAUUCUGAUCCAGAGUUUGUCCCAUUUGUCUCAUCUAACAUCAUGGCUGAUCCUAUUUCCCCUGUACCAUCAGAGGCUUACUGUCCUCUGUGUAUGGACACAUUGAGAGACCCGGUCACCAUCCCCUGUGGAGACACCUACUGCUUGGAAUGCAUAAAGAUCUACUGGGACCAGUUAGACCACAUGGGUUUGUACAGCUGCCCACAGUGCCGUACAACCUUCACACCACGGCCCGUGCUGAGACGCAAUCCGCCCGACGUAAAACCUAAGCCGCAGCGCCAACUUCCGGAGCUCAGUCCUUUCCCCUACAUGCAGCGGGAAUCCUUCUGCGAUUUCUGUAUUGGCCGCCGUAACAAGGCCGUCAAGUCGUGCCUCGUGUGCCUAGCCUACUACUGUGAAACGCACGUCAAGCCACAUUAUGAGUCGUCCACCUUCAGGAGACACAAGCUGGUGGAUGAGACGGGCCACCUGGACAGGAAGAUCUGCCCUCAGCAUGAGAAAGGCCUGGAGCUGUUCUGUCGCUCUGACCAGAUGUGUAUCUGUGUGCUGUGUACUGUCAAAGAGCACCGCAGCCACAACAUUACCUCAGCAGAAGAAGAGCGCAUCGAAAAACAAAAAGUCUUGUUGGCCACCCAGUCUGAAGUCCAGCGCAUCACUCAGGAGAGGAUAAAGGAGCUGCAGGAGCUCAAACAUAAUGUAGACAUUCUCAAAAGUUGUGCCCAGCGAGCUCAGGCAGGAAGUGAUAAGACAUUCCACGAAAUGCUGCAGGCGGUGGAGCGCUGGAAGGCUGAAAUCAAUCAGAUGAUAGUGACCAACAUGCAGUCAGUCGUGUCGCAGGCUAAGGGCUAUGUGGAGCGUCUGGAGCAGGAGAUCAUGGAGCUGCAGCGCAGAGACACAGAGCUACGGCAGAUCAUCGAAACAGAGGACAACAUUCAUUUUCUGCAGAAUUUUCCGACCCUGUGUGCUCCUCCUGAGGCCAUGGUGCCGAAAGUGCUUAUCAACCCUCAGUUCUCCUUUGGAGAGAUGAGCAAGACAGCCACAGAGAUGAAGGAACAUGUGGAUGACAUCUGUAAGAAGGAAUUGAGCAAAAUCUCCAAGACAGUCAGUGAAACCCCUGUGUACAUAUUGUUGCCAAGAAAUGGAGAAAAACAACUCAAAGCAGUUCCUUCUGGAGUUGAUUUACAGGAGCCAAAAACCAGGAAAGACUUCUUAAGAUACUGCUGCAAGAUGUCCAUUGAUCCAAACACGGUCUCUAAAGAGCUGGUCUUGUCGGACAGGAACCAGAGGGUCACCCGGAAGAAAACAAUCCAGUUUUAUCCAGAUCAUCCAGAACGCUUUGAUGGCUUCUGCCAGGCGCUGUGCAAGGAGCCUCUGACUGGUUUCCGAUUUUACUGGGAGGCAGAGUGGAGCGGGGAGUUUUCCAUCGGGGUGGCCUACAAGAGCAUCAGUCGCAAGGGGAAGAGUUCGCACAGCCUGCUGGGCUACAACGACAAGUCUUGGAGUCUCCUUUGCUCAGACUCAGGCUACUCUGCCUGGCACAACAAAGUAGACAGAGACCUUCCUGAUGCUCCCAAGGCCACACGAAUUGGUGUGUACCUGGAUUAUGCAGGCAACACUGUGGCCUUUUACUCAAUAUCAGAGGCCAUGGAGCUUAUCCACAGAUUCAAAACUCAGUUUAGUGAGCCUUUGUACGCUGGUUUUGGUGUGGGCUCCUCUGUUACCCUCUGCCAGCUACAGCCAUUGUGAAGGGUUCAGAACUUACAUGUACUGUAUACAGUGUUAGAUAUUGACUGUACAGUACAAGGUAAAGUUAUGGUCUGCCAAAAAUGAAUGCAUAUUAUAAGUGUCACGAUGGGUAAUGUGAGGGCAAUGGGGAUUGGACCCAAAUACAGACCAGGCAGACUGGUGAAGUUCAAGGAUUUAUUGUUAAGGAAUGGGCUUACAGGCAAGUGUUGUUAGGCAGGAGAUAGCCACUCAAAUGCAAAUGGAAACGACUGAACUGGCAAUUAAGAAAGGAAGCGAACUUGUAUUUCACUAACAAAGACCACGCCUACGAACGUAGAAGAUUAACAAUGGUUUAUUGCUUGUAAAGGAGCCGAGAUGGAAGAGAAAGGAUCGAGUGCCCGGAGGGUGGGCUGAGGGAUGUAGGGAAGGGGGAGGGGGUCGAGGUAUGAUGGAUGAAGAGUUGAGGGGAGGACAGGUAAGGAAUGAAGGGGAGGAGUUGGAUCCACACCGAUGGAUGUGUGAGUGGAGAGCCGACCGGUGUCUACUGGCGAGAAGGUGUGCAGGAACCGGUGGAGUCGAGACUCAGGGUGGGGGAGUCGUCUCUUGUUCCGCAGACAUGCAGAAACCCCCCGGUUCCUGUAUGCAGACAAAGAGAGAGAAGGGAGCAGAGGGAGAGAGAGAAAAAGAAAGGGAUUUGGGUGGGAGGGAUGAGAAAGCCGAGACGAGGGGAGGCGAACGGAAAAGUUGUGCUUAAGUACUAGGUGUGUGGAAAUUGGAUGAGUUUGAGGCGUGGCCUUAGUUCCCGAAUCUAGUUUAUAAAACUUCAUAUAUGGUGAGUAGCUGAGAGAAUGAGUUGCAAGUGAGGAGUGGGCAGAGUGGGCCAUGUAACUGUGGAGCAGAUGUGACAAGUGAGGCCCCGUGUGUAGUUGGGGAGGAAAUUGCAGUCAGUUGACAGGGAAAGUAGGGAAAGUCUGAUAGCAGCUGGUGGAUAACUUGAGGAUGGCAGGUCUGGGGAGCUAAAGACAGGGACAGGGAGCAAUGCAGACGGCCGGGGAUGAGAAAGUGUGGAACAUUGCACUCAAGAGCUGAAAUAGUUGACAAUCUCAGCCACAAUCUGGUUGAGAGUUAUGAAUUCAGAAGCUAUCUGCUCUUUUUUCUGCUACUUGAAGGACGUAGCCAUUAGUGGCGAGACCAAAGUGAAGGUUUGCUCCAUAUCCAACUCCUGGCAGAGUAUCCUUCAGGUGACACCCAUGGCGUUAAAGCUGUAUGGAUAAUGGUGCAAAGUCGUCCACUGUCAAAGUCAUACUAUAAAUGUUUAUGUCAUAAUUUGUAAAUUUAAUAACAUAUGCAAUGGCACACACAAGUAAUGUAUAAUGCAAAACACAAAAAUGAUUAGUGGUCUUAUUGUUUGUCUCCUACAAUAACAUUAUCAGAAGCCCAAUUUGUCUGUUUGUAGAAGUAUUUUUUUUUUAUUCUCAAAUUUUAUGCAGCUAUAAUAUACUUAACUGACCAUAUCAUGUGUAAUGAACAUUGUACAUUUUCCUCAGCCACUUCUGUCAGGCUACAGUUUAAACACGAUGUUAGAUGCAUAUUAUUUACAUAUUCAUACACUUAACAUCAACAUGUCAAACAGACCCCCUAAAAAAACAAGUAUACUGUUGCGCACUUAAUACCUCUUCAUGUCCUUCAACCAGAUGCACUAACAAUGCAAACAACCCAACAAGUUGGAAAGCAGUAUCAAGCUCUACCAAAAAAUAACCUUUCAUUACUUGUAAAACUCCAGUCUCUUCAUAUUACAGUUUUUGUCAAUUGCUUAAAGAAAUUUCUUGAAAUUACACCUUUUCUCAAAACUCUAAACAUAAAUCCAUAACUUCUCACCCAAUUCCCCAAGCUUCCUAUUUUCAGGUCAAAAUGAAACUACUCCACUCAAUACCAUUCAAUCUUGCUGAAAAACCAAACUUUGCCCUCAAAAACACACACACUACAACACAUUCUUACACAAUGGUGAGAUAAAUUCAAAACAAUACUACAAAAACCCGGUUAUAGGUAAUGUUGUUUGUCGUUCUCCCCCUCAAAAACCUUUUCACAUGAUGAACACAACAAAAGAAACAACAAAUGUAUACAUUUGCAUAUUUUUAUCCCUUAAUGUACUGUACAGUACAACACACCAAACAACAACAAAAACUCAUUCUGCCCCAGCAUUCCGUCUAGGACAGGACAAAGACUCAUCCUCCACAUUGUCCUCCUCCACCUUCUCCUCCUCUCCCUACUCAUCCUCCACCUCCUACUACUUCUACUGCUUCACCACCCCUACCUCUUCCUCCUCUCCCUACUGUUCUUCCUCCUCCUCCUCCUCCUCCUCUCUGGUGUCCUCUACCUCUUCCUUCACUGGAUCCAUUGUUCCAAAACUGAAUGAACUGACUCUGAGCCUUUUAUCUAUCAAUUUAAGAUCCUGAUUGGUGUGCGAUCAGUUAUGACUCUUUGUGUUUCCAUCUAGGUAACUGUGUGCUAAUUGAGCUCAAGUUUUGCUGACUUGAGUGAGCAAUAUUGAAUGUUAGUGCUUUCUCAAUGAGCACAUGGUGUAGGCAAUAGGAAAUGGUUGUGCUCUUUGAAAAAUGGCAUUAUGUUUUUGAAAUUUUAGUUUAAAGCCUGGUUAUAAUCUUUAAGUAAUCAAGAAAAACUGUGAAAAAUAAAAAUUAAAUAAAAUCUGAGACUGUAAACACAUUGCCAUAGUCAACCAAUAAAUGGACAGUUGACCAUAAGCUCAACUUUAAUGACGCAUUCAUCAUUGUUGAUGGCACAGUGACUUAUAGGAACAUUUGUGUUUGUUCUCUCAACUUACAUGAUUUGCAAGAGAAAUGAUCCAAUGUACAAUGCUGUUUUGAAUGGCUGACACCUAACAGACUUGAAACAUUGCCAUGGCCCUAAUGCAGACUUACAGGUGUUGGAGGCAGCAAACUACUACAGAAAUGUCGGGGACUGCUGUAUUGUACACACUGAGUGAAAUAACAUUAAUGUAUAUUACAACAACCCUAACUGUUGUGUUUAACCCUG
Molecule: messenger RNA, 5320 nt
Organism: Micropterus salmoides (largemouth bass)
Lineage: Eukaryota; Metazoa; Chordata; Actinopteri; Centrarchiformes; Centrarchidae
Gene: ftr84
Product: finTRIM family, member 84
Exons: 7
Coding region: 584-2287 (567 amino acids)
Molecular function (GO): protein binding; zinc ion binding
Source: RefSeq, a predicted model, not a curated record